AUGACAUUGUUUAUAAAUAAAAGUACAACAACAUCAACGACAACAACAACUUGUUUACCAGUAUGUUUAUAUUGGGAUUGUUGGAUAAAUGUAACAGCAACAUUUCCUUAUGUAUCAUCAACUAUAAAUCCAAAUACAACUACAGCAACAACAACACUAUCACCUGAUGAAAUUGAACGAUUAGCAUUAACAAAUUUAAUUCAAGAUCUUCAAAAUGAAAAUUAUCGAUUGAAAGUAGGUUUAGAAGCUGGUGUAUUAACAACAGGUUCAGCGGCUGUUGGUUCCUUUAUUUAUUUUACACGACGAUAA
Messenger RNA from Adineta steineri, 309 nucleotides. NCBI's taxonomy places the organism in Eukaryota, Metazoa, Rotifera, Eurotatoria, Adinetida, Adinetidae. The record is from the annotation of a GenBank genome assembly.